Colletotrichum abscissum is the source of this 1866-nucleotide messenger RNA. RefSeq lists its product as uncharacterized. Bases 1 to 1866 code for a protein of 621 amino acids. The record is from RefSeq and is a predicted model, not a curated record. The transcript is spliced from 2 exons. Gene Ontology annotation, molecular function: protein binding. NCBI's taxonomy places the organism in Eukaryota, Fungi, Ascomycota, Sordariomycetes, Glomerellales, Glomerellaceae.
AUGAGAGAUUCCAGCCUAGCCGUGCCGCCGAAGCGGAAAACAUCGACUGACUCCGAAGCUGACGAAAUGACAAGCUCUGGGCAGUCAGCAAAGCCGCGUAAGCGCGUGCCCGCCGAGAUCUGGGAGACGAAGCGACCGAUCAUUACCCGCCUGUACCAAGAAGAGAAGAAGUCGUUGAAGGAGGUCAUGGAGAUUAUGCAGCGCGACUACCAUUUUGCCGCCACCGUCAAAAUGUACAAGUCGAGAAUAUGGAAAUGGGGUCUCGACAAGAAACUCAAAGGUGAUGAGGUUCUGGCAAUCAUGCUUCUCAAGCGGGACAGAGACCUCCUGAAAAGACCGACUGAGUUCAGAAUCCGCGGGCAGCCAGUAGAUUUGGACAACAUCAACCGGUAUUUGAAACGCAACCCUUCGUUGAUGGCCAAAUUCAGGGCGGGACAGACGCCCAGCGUGCAAACGGCACUCGAGGUGACUUGCAGAACACCUUCGCCGCCUCCGAGCCCAGCGAUAGCCUUGGCACCAACGAUGGAGAUGCAGAGUACCGAGCAGGUUCUCUGCUUGUUCCGAGAUUACAUCGAUGGCUCCUUUUCGUCUGGAGCCUGGUGGUGCGAUUUCGACGUCGACUGCUCCAAUACCCGUUUCAACCCCGGAGACCGCAGUAAUGACUUAUUCGAGAGAGUCAUAGCCAGCUUUGCUUUGGUUAAUCGAUGCAUGAUACGAGGAGACCAGAUCAACAUCAACAGUGUCCUUGGUCCGGCCUUCGAGUCCCUGAAAGAAAUUGUAGCUGCCGAAAGUCCAGACUUUGUUGCGCGUACGGUCUGCCUGCUUUGGUAUCUGGAGCGCCAUCACAAACAUGAUCUCCUUCGACUGGUUCUCGAUUAUUUGGCCGGGCUUAUUCCGAUUGUGCUUGGGCCUCAUCAUAUCCUCGCCCAUAUCUGGCGUAGACUGGGCGCGACCGAUUUCUCCGACUACUAUGAGCUCUCUAUGCGGUUGUAUGCUCUACUGCUGCCAGACAUCGAGCAGCGGGUGGGCUCGGCCAACUACUUGACGCACCUGCUGUACAGCGACUAUCUCGAUUGUAUUUUUGCUCGACAAGAUCCGGAGGAUUGUGAGGCAAUGCUCAGCCGCCACCGGGCUCGGGCUGAGGCCUCGGGACAAGAUCACUCUUGGCUUGGCGAUAUGGCUCUGUCGCAUGCUGGCCUACUCGCAGCCUGCAAGGAAAAACAGGGCCGACUGGACGAGGCCGUCGAGGUGCUGACGGCUCAUAUGAAUGCAUACAGUAUGACAGACGAGCAGGAAGCCGCCGUUAAUCUCGAGCUGGGGGUGAAGUACUAUCGGAUGGGCAGCACCUCGGCGGCGAUCACGUCAUUCAAGUCGGCGGCUCGCAUCGCCCUAACGUCGGAUGCAGACGAAAGGAUUUCCAUGACAGCGUUAGCCAACUUGGAGAAGCUGCUCCAAGAGACAGACAACACAGCCAAGGCAGAUCGAGUACACCGAUACCGUAUGGAUCGUCUAGCAGCUUUCGCAGAGAAGUCGGCAUCGAUAUCGAAAGGCUUCACUGACGAGUACGACGACGACAGCGAUGGGACGAACGACCUUGAGGACCUGCCAGAAUGGCUGUGGAAGUGUGACGACGGCGAAGGGGCAACACCAAGCUGGCUCGAGCUACCUACUUUCGGUUGGGUCGACAAGACAUCCCCUUCAUCGUUUGUCGGUAUUCCUGCGAGCGCACUGGAAUGGACAAACACGUCUCAGUCAGGAUCUCCUGCAGUCCUGUCGACAGAGUACUCACCACAUGCAGUGGAUCAUCUGAUCGAUCCCGAGGUCGAAUAUCUGUACAGACACGACAACGGCAUUCGGCAGACUUGA